Molecule: messenger RNA, 1653 nt
Organism: Dichotomopilus funicola
Lineage: Eukaryota; Fungi; Ascomycota; Sordariomycetes; Sordariales; Chaetomiaceae
Product: chaperonin Cpn60/TCP-1 family
Exons: 5
Coding region: 1-1653 (550 amino acids)
Biological process (GO): protein folding
Cellular component (GO): chaperonin-containing T-complex
Molecular function (GO): ATP binding; ATP hydrolysis activity; ATP-dependent protein folding chaperone
Source: RefSeq, a predicted model, not a curated record
AUGGCGUUGAACUUGGAUUUGGCCAACGCCUCCGUGAUACAGGAUGAGCAAGGACGGCCGUUUAUUGUUGUCAGAGACCAGGGCAAGAAGAAACGCCAGUAUGGCAACGAAGCUGUCAAGUCCCAUAUCCUCGCCGCGCGCACCGUUGCGAAUAUCAUCAAAACCUCAUUAGGGCCGCGCGGCCUCGACAAGAUCCUUAUCUCCCCCGACGGCGACAUUACGGUAACAAACGAUGGUGCCACGAUCUUGCAGCAGAUGGAGGUUACGAACCACGUCGCCAAGUUGCUGGUCGAGCUGUCCAAGUCGCAGGAUGACGAGAUUGGUGACGGCACAACGGGCGUGGUUGUAUUGGCCGGUGCUCUUCUCGAACAGGCCGCCGAGCUCAUCGACAAAGGAAUCCACCCUAUCCGCAUUGCCGACGGAUACGACCAGGCCUGUGACAUCGCCGUGGCAGAACUUGACAGAAUUUCGGACGUGAUCGAAUUCAGCAAGGAGAAGACUGAGAACCUGGUCAAGGUUGCAAGGACAAGCUUGGGGAGCAAGAUUGUGUCAAAAGCCCACGACCAGUUUGCCAACAUCGCCGUCGACGCGGUUCUGUCUGUGGCUGACCUGGAACGAAAGGACGUGGACUUUGAGUUGAUCAAGGUGGAUGGUAAGAUGGGUGGCGCGCUUGAAGACACUAUCCUUGUGAAAGGUGUCAUCGUCGACAAGGACUUCUCACACCCCCAGAUGCCCUCUGAGGUCCGGGACGCCAAGAUCGCUAUCCUUACUUGCGCAUUCGAACCGCCCAAGCCAAAGACGAAGCACAAACUUGAGAUCAACAGCGUGGAGGAGUUUAAGAAGCUACAGACCUACGAGCGCGAGAAGUUUAUCGAGAUGAUCCAGCAAAUAAAGGAUGCCGGCGCAAACCUGGCUAUCUGCCAGUGGGGUUUCGAUGACGAGGCCAACCACUUGCUUCUCCAGAACAACCUUCCAGCAGUAAGGUGGGUGGGCGGCCCAGAAAUCGAGCUCAUUGCGAUCGCGACCAACGGCCGUAUUGUUCCCCGAUUCGAGGACCUAAAGCCCGAGAAGCUCGGGAAGGCGGGUAUCGUCCGGGAGAUGACGUUUGGCACCACAAGGGAGAAGAUGCUUGUCAUCGAGGAGUGUGCCAACACACGGGCCGUGACGGUCUUCGUCAGGGGAAGCAACAAGAUGAUCAUCGAUGAAGCCAAACGCUCCAUCCACGAUGCGCUUUGCGUCGUCCGCAACCUCGUCCGCGACAACCGCGUCGUCUACGGUGGUGGUUCCGCCGAGAUUGCCUGCAGCUUGGCCGUUGAGGAUGCCGCCGUCAAGACGCCCGGCUUGGAGCAGUAUGCUAUGCGUGCCUUUGCUGAGGCCCUCGACGCCAUCCCCAUGGCGCUCGCUGAGAACAGCGGCCUUAACCCUAUUGCCACGCUUGCAGAGGUGAAGAGCCAGCAGGUGAAGGACCCCGCCGGCCGUGGCCGUCUGGGUGUCGACUGCAUGAGCCGCGGGUCGAACAAUAUGAAGGAUGCCUUUGUCAUUGACCCGCUUAUUGGGAAGAAGCAGCAGCUCAUGUUGGCUACUCAGCUAUGCCGUAUGGUUCUCAAGGUUAAUAAUGUCAUCGUGUCUGGGUCGGGCGAGGACGAUUUCUAG